CUUACUUGUUCCUUUUCCUUCUGCUCUCUCCAAUGGCUCCAACACCUGCGACUACCCACUUCUCAAAUCCCCAGUCCCAUAAUCGUGAUCAUAGAGAAGACAUUGAAGUAGAGGAAGAGCUUAGCCAGGAGCUUAAAGAUCUGAUUCUCUCUCUUCCCAGAGAGAAAGGCUGGAGAACUCGUUAUCUCUAUUUCUUCCAAGGAUUCUGGUGCCAGCCUGCUGAGAUUCAAGCCAUAACCUUCCUUCAGAAUCACUUCCAAGCCAAAGAUUCCGAUGUUGUUGUUGCUACAAUCCCUAAAUCUGGCACCACUUGGUUGAAAGGUCUGACUUUCGCCAUUGUUAAUCGCAAGAGCCUUUCGCCUUCUUCGAAGGACCACCCUCUGCUUCAUUCAAAUCCUCAUCACCUUGUUCCUUUCUUUGAGUAUACUGUCUAUGGAAGCCGUGACCUUGAAGCUCCUGAUCUCUCAAGCUUGCCUGAUCCAAGGCUCUUUGGGACCCAUCUACCGUUCGACGCAAUGCCUAGCUCGAUCAAAACCUCUGAUUGUAAGAUAAUCUACAUCUGCAGAAACCCUUUUGACACUUUUGUCUCUUCCUGGAUUUUUGUGAACAAAAUCAAGCCAGGGUCUGUCCCUUCAUUGACUCUAGAUGAGGCCUUUGAUUUGUACUGUAAAGGGAUUAUUGGGUUUGGUCCAUCUUGGGAUCACAUGCUGAAGUACUGGAAUGAAAGCAGGGAGAGACCUAACAAGGUUUUGUUCUUGAAGUAUGAGGAUCUGAAGGAAAACACAACUGAUCAGCUGAAGAGAAUUUCAGAGUUCUUGGGCUGCCCUUUUAGCUUGGAGGAGGAAGAAAGAGGUGAGAUUGAUAGCAUCAUCAAGUUGUGCAGCUUUGAGAAGAUGAAGGAAUUGCAGGUAAACAAAUCUGGAACUUUUGCUAGGAACUUUGAAAACAAGCAUCUGUUUAGGAAGGCUGAAAUUGGAGACUGGGUAAAUCACUUUUCACCUUCAAUGGUGGAGAGAUUAUCCAAAGUCAUUGAUGAAAAGUUUGCUGGGUCUGGUCUGUCAUUUAAAGUUUCAUCAUAAUUCUGAGUCAUAUAUAAAGUGCUUCAUCUUCUAUUAGCUCAUUGCAGAUGCAAUAAAUUUCUUCUGUGUUUGAGAGUGCUCUUCUUUAGAAAAUAAAUUUCUUAAUUUCAUUAUAGAAUGUGUGUGUAUAUACAUAUUUAUGUAACCAAAUGCAUGUUGUCAGUCUCAAAUAAUGAGCUAAUCGAAGUUAGUUAAUGGUGUUAA
Molecule: messenger RNA, 1283 nt
Organism: Neltuma alba
Lineage: Eukaryota; Viridiplantae; Streptophyta; Magnoliopsida; Fabales; Fabaceae
Product: cytosolic sulfotransferase 15-like
Exons: 1
Coding region: 33-1079 (348 amino acids)
Molecular function (GO): sulfotransferase activity
Source: RefSeq, a predicted model, not a curated record